This is a messenger RNA of Cetraspora pellucida, 954 nucleotides long. NCBI's taxonomy places the organism in Eukaryota, Fungi, Glomeromycota, Glomeromycetes, Diversisporales, Gigasporaceae. The record is from the annotation of a GenBank genome assembly.
CCAAAUUCCGAGAAGUUGACAAAUUCUGGAACGCUAUUGAAAAUGAAGAAUUUAAUAUAGAGAAAAAGGGAUUGCAAUUAGAUGAAUUGAGAAUGGCUCAUGUAAUAGCUCAAGGGGCUUCGAAAGUGGCUGCAGCAGUAAUGGAAAACGUUGAUGCAAAGCUGAUCAAAACGACCCAAGAUCCAUCUACAUUUGCUUCUUCUACUAGUUGCAAUGAUGAAACCGAAGAACAAGAUGAACAAAUUGAAAUCGAUCUUGUUAAUAUAAAGAAACAGUUGGAAAUGGAGCCAUUAAUUGAGUGGAAGGUUGGCAAUAUAAACGUCACACGGAGGUUUCGUCAAUACCAACGAAGCGUCAUUGACAAGGUGAUAAGCUAUGGAUUGAAGUGGAGUGAUUCAUAUGAGAUUUUGGAUAACGUGGAACUGAAAAAUCAAAUUUUUACCAACCAUGAAUGGGAUCAUGUGACUCGAACCAACCCAUAUGUGAUCUUGCAUCCUGUAAUACCACCAUCAGUCUCAACAGUUCUUCGAGAAGUUGCAAUGAUGCAUUUAAUGGGCAAGGAAAGUUAUAUGCAAUCUGAUGAAUCAAAACUGAGUAAAGCUGUUGCUCGCACAUUCAAUGAUUUAUGUGUUAUUCCUACCCAUUCUCCGAACAAAAUUUCUGAAGAAUUGCAUUAUGAUAAUGGCACAAAAAAACGGCCUGACUUCUCCUGUGUUGUCGAUGAUGUACCUAUGCUUAAUUCUGAGAUUAAACCUUUUGGAGUAACUCUGCUUGGAAAAAAGAAAGGCUUUUCAAAAGUGCAUUUAAAAGCAAAAAAGUCAGUAAAUCAACAACUAAAUCUAAAAGGAGGUCCUGAAGAAGCAGGAUUACUAAUAAACAUGGGCGAUGAAGUUGAAUCCUUUUUUAUGAACUUUAAUAUGGAUUAUACUGCUCGUGGCCUUUCCAUAGGACCAG